ACCUAUCAGCCGACACCCUACCUAGGGCUGUAGUCCAGUUACUGCCUGGUGCUAAAUCCCCAGCAACGCCAUGGACAGGCCGGAAUCACGGUGCCCUCCACCAGGCUCCCUCAGGCUAUUUGUCCUUGCAUGCCUCCUGAUCCUGACAGCUAUUCUGACGUGUCCUAUGCUCAGGCUCUGGUUCCACUCCUCCCUCACUAGGAGCUAUGUCUCUGGCACUUACUCCAUCGUUUUUGUCAACUGUCCCAAUGAGCAAAUUGCCAGAGAUGUUGCCAGGGCCAUACUGGAUAAGAAGUUGGCAGCUUCUGUGAACAUCUUGCCUAAGACAUCUUCACUGUACUUUUGGAAGGGAGAAAUAGAAGAAUCCACUGAGAUCUUGUUGCUAAUAAAGACAAAGACUUCCAAGGUCUCCAGGCUGUCCACCUAUAUGAGGUUGGCUCAUCCUUUUGAAAUCCCAGAGGUCUUCAGUAUUCCCAUGGACCAAGGAGAUGCUCGCUAUUUAAGGUGGCUUGAGGAGGGCAUGAAGGAGAACUAAGCAGAGAGACUGUUCAGGCUGCUGGCUGGCUGGCGGGUCUUUCUUGACUGUGCUCUGGGGAAGGCAAGCCUCCUUCCACCUCCCUAGGUGACUGAAGGACUGAGAAUUUCAAGGCCGGGUGUGAAGGCCAGCCAGGCCUUCAGGAACCAAGUGGAGCCUGUGUCCGCCAGAGGGUGUGAGGGUGAGGACACAGGGACAGAGGGGAGGUGGCAGUGAGGGCGCUGGGCCUACGGUAAGUGCCCUGGUGUAAUCGCUCCUCUGCUGCUCGUAGGGACAGAGGGCCUUCCUCACCUAGGUGUGUGUGGGAUAAAUGUCUUCUAAAACCACUGACAUGUGCUCUGUUCAAAAUGAUGAAUCGUAGUGGUAGAGUUUCAGGGGUCAGCAGAAUUUUCUUGUUAGAGAGGCUUUUGUUGCUCCUGAACUUGCAGAGGUGAGGCUGGGAAGGGGUUUCUUGAGUCUCUAUAGGCUAGGGGAAUAUUAGGGUUUCAACAUGAAUGUCUUGACUUAAUAUAAUAGACAUGCAAAGACCCUGGAGACCUAGGUUCUCAGCCCUUGGAACCUGCUGGGCCAGGGAUUUUCAGAUCUGCUGUACAGAGCUUCUAGGGCUGGCAGAGGAACCCCUGAACUUCUGGAGGAAUGUAGCCCCCAUCCACAUCCCAAGUGGAGGUGGCAGAAGUAUGUGAAUCCCCCAUUUUAUGCAGUGGAAACUUCAUGGAAUUCCAUACAGGAGACAUGCUGAGCUACAGUCUAGCCUCGGUUUCUCAUCCCAUGCAGAGGGCUCUCUACACCUGUCCCAAGGAUCUCUGGUGAAGGGAACAGUGGAUGGAGGUGGGGGGAAGGCUGAGCCCAAGGCCAUGAAAAGGGAGAGUUGAACCAGGCCCUCUCCAUGAAUCUCACAAGGUAACUCCAUGAUGGGGGCACCCAUAGGGAGCUGGAGUCAGGAUCCAGACAGCUAUGGUAUCCUGGUUUCUUCUGUGGGGUGAGGUGUUGUUACAGGUCCUAGUUCUGAUAGCUGCUGUGUGUCUCCCACCUUGUGCCCCAAGUAGCAGAUGUUGAAGGGUCUCUAAGGGCCAUCUGUGAGAACCUGAUCAGGGCUGAGGCCCUUCCAAAAGGCCAGAGAAUCCCACUGGUAGUUUUGAGGGCCGAGGACCGAAGAUGGCCUUGGUCUUAAAGCCCAGUUUCUGAGGUAUCUACAAGUCUUGAAAACCCCUACUUAAGAUGUACUCAGGACCCCAGAUGUGUUGCUUCUAGGACAAAGCCAAGUUUCUAGAUCUCCCUUCCUUCCUGUUCCAAUCACAGUGCACCUCAUUGUGCACUGUCCCUGUGUUCAUGUGUCCUUCCCACCCGGUGUUACUCUUCUGAAAAGCCUCACUUUCAGGCUGGAUCACAAGGUGCUAGAGGUCAGAAGCGUGUCUGAAUCUUGCUUCUUGCACAAGGUUUGGGUAUUAUUUCCUAAGUUGACAUUUCAGU
This is a messenger RNA of Onychomys torridus (southern grasshopper mouse), 2005 nucleotides long. RefSeq names its product protein CutA homolog. NCBI's taxonomy places the organism in Eukaryota, Metazoa, Chordata, Mammalia, Rodentia, Cricetidae. The transcript is spliced from 6 exons. Gene Ontology annotation, molecular function: copper ion binding. The record is from RefSeq and is a predicted model, not a curated record. Gene Ontology annotation, biological process: response to metal ion. Bases 71 to 535 code for a protein of 154 amino acids.